Messenger RNA from Didymella exigua CBS 183.55, 1503 nucleotides. RefSeq names its product NmrA-domain-containing protein. The coding region runs from base 340 to 1380 and encodes 346 amino acids. Lineage: Eukaryota; Fungi; Ascomycota; Dothideomycetes; Pleosporales; Didymellaceae. The record is from RefSeq and is a predicted model, not a curated record. The transcript has 3 exons.
UUGAACACGUUUUUGCCAGGGCGCCGAACUGCGGCAUCUUCUCACCGACUUGCCGCCGUCACCUCUUGUGACCUUGACAGUCACACCACUGCUUUUACUCGAUCUUGUUCGCCAGUGCCUCCGAUUCCGCUCCCUCCUCUCGCCUAGCAAAGCACACCGUUUGCCACAGCCCUAAACUUGUCCACACUCUGCAGUACUUCACCAAGUUCACUACCUCGCUCCUUUCACGACCAUUGCAUGCCACUCGAUUUUGAACGUCAAUAACAAACCCGAUUUUGCCGCCUUCCACAUCGGACUUGGAGUUGCGUAAUUAAUCCUCUCACCUUCACCGAAUUCCGAAUGCAAAGGACUGUCGUUACCAUCAACAGCAAUGGCCGCCAAUCGGCGAGCUUCAUUCGAGUCGCGUCCGCACUGGGGUGGCAGGUGCGCGCGCAGAUGAGAGACCUCAACGGCGUGGUCGCGCAAGAGAUAUCUGAACUGGACAAUGUCACCGUCUACAUUGGACGGUUGGAAGACCGCAAAUUUCUGGACGAUCUAUUUAGGAGCGCGCAGUACGCGUUUAUUAACACAACGCACUGGGGCGACGAAGUUGCGAUUGGUCGAUCAUUGGCCGACGCCGCGAAAAGGGCCGGAAUUCAACACUACAUCUACUCAAGCAUGCCAGAUCAUUCAGUCUUUGGCCAACCUUGGAGGUCACUACCACUAUGGGCUCCAAAGUUCACCGUCGAGCAGUACGUUCGCCAGAUCGGGCUGCCUGCAACAUUUGUGUACUGCGGCAUUUACCACAAUAACUUUACGGGCCUCGACUUCCCUCUGUUCCGCAUGGAAUGCCAGCAUGACAGCAGUUUCAUCUGGCAGGCACCUUUCCAUCCCGAUAUGCCUCUCCCGUGGCUCGAUUCGGAGCACGACAUUGGACCUGCGAUUUUUCAGCUAUUUAAGGAAGGCCCACGGAAGUGGAACGGCAAGCGACCUAGGGUUCCGCUAGCCUUUGCAUCAAUGACUCCCAAGGAAGUUUGCAAAGCAUUCAGUCGAGGUCUCGGAAGAACCGUCCGCUAUAAGCGGGGUCCGGUGGUGAUCAACGUACCAACACCCAUUGGCUACCGCGAGCAUCUGUCCGCACUGGCGUACACGCUUGGUGAGAAGGGCGCUCCUUACUUCGGACCGGACAUCGAACCCGACUGCCCCAACACAGCUCUGGAGCUGUGGGAAGGCAAUCGAUCCAUGGAGGAGUACGCACGAGAAGUGUUCCCCGUAGAAGAGGCCGCCAAUGGCCUGACAUGGAUGGAAGAGGGAGGACUGCAAGCGCAGUACCAGUACGCCAACGGCAGCAGCAACGGCAUCAGCGGUCUCGCCGACCAGCUCAACCAGGCUCGACUUUGAUAUUCUCCACUCUGGCACCUUUGUACCUUCCAUUUUCGUUGGCGUCAAGCGGCAGCAUUGCAGUGGUGUCCUGGUCAUUUCUUUUAUCUUCCCCGCGGGAGUCUGGAGGCAGUCAACAUGCAG